CCUUGACAAACUGUGCCACGCCGCUACAUCAAGUCCAAUGGUGGUUUGUUUUGGCUGCGGCUCGUUAAUUGAGCAAGAUGUGUGCCAUAGCGUUUAUUCCUCGUAAAACCAGCACCUGCUUCCUCGUUUAUCCGGUGAUCGUGCUGAAUACGCUCGGGGGGGUAACAAAUGCUCUGGACUUACCUAAUGUUGGGCACGUUCAAGUAAUCCUCCUUUCUGUCUGUCGUCUGCUGCUACUCGCGUACUGCGCCGCCCAAUUGUUCCCUUUCGAUCCGCCGCCGCAGUCCCGUUCAAAUCACGAUCCGUUGGCAUCACUUGGUGUGGCGGUGUGGCGCAGCUGGGCUUGCAAGGUUUCAAACUAGACAAUUGACAUUAUCCCUUUCCACCCGGGUUGGGAGUUGAAGUCGCAUUUUUGGACUCACAUUUCUUGCUAUGCGGACGAUACCUUAUGCUGAAAAAAAGCCUAGGACGCUGGCAGCUGUUCCUUCAUUCGAUGACGAUGGGAUUAGGGUUGCAUGUACAUACACCUAUCCAAAAUGCGGGAGGAAUGAUGACCAAGA
Messenger RNA from Cantharellus anzutake, 560 nucleotides. RefSeq lists its product as uncharacterized. The record is from RefSeq and is a predicted model, not a curated record. The transcript is spliced from 5 exons. The coding region runs from base 78 to 362 and encodes 94 amino acids. Lineage: Eukaryota; Fungi; Basidiomycota; Agaricomycetes; Cantharellales; Hydnaceae.